Molecule: messenger RNA, 3723 nt
Organism: Amoebophrya sp. A120
Lineage: Eukaryota; Dinophyceae; Syndiniales; Amoebophryaceae
Source: the annotation of a GenBank genome assembly
GCGGGAAAUGUUGCCGGCUGAACAAAUGGCGCAUCAGUCCAACUACCAUAAUUCCGAAGACCAUAGUAGCAGAACUGACGCAGGGUCAGGGACAGCUGCUGCAGCCGCAGUUGCGUCCUCUGCAAAUAAUUCCUUCGCGCGCCAGACUAGUGCAUCUUCCGAAGUAGACCACCUCACUUGCUACAUGUGGCAGGACUCAUCAACAUCUCCGAAGCCGGACCUCCAGAGCGCAUUAGGUGGCCAGCAACAGCCGCAGGCUCAGGUCCUGCGCCCAGGGCAAGCCGUGAACGUGAGCUCUCAUCGCGGUGCGGGGGUGCUGCCGGCGGUGGCCCAGCCGGAAGCAGUGGCAGUUCCUGCUGGAGGGGUACUAUCGCAGCCGCACAUAAUUCCGGCGCAAGGCGGUGAGAUGAUGAAUCAUGGACAACAUCAGCAAGAACUUCAAUUUUUACAGCAGCAAUUUCAGGGCGUUGGUGUUCUGCAGCAACCUCAAUACUUUCCACUACCGCAACAGCAGUAUAACCAACAGCCACAGCAGUACCAGCAGCAGUACCAAAAACCCGAACGACCUCCGCUGGUCAGCACGGCGCCGGACGGACUUCGUGUCAUGUCUACGUCGGGCCACGAUCCGGCUGCCACCGUCUAUCAUGUCGCUGCUGCACAAGCACAAUUGCAAGCAGCAAACGUAGCUGCCGGACACCAGCAGCAAGACGGUCAACAGCCCCCUGCUUGUUCUUAUCUUCCAGCGUACUACACAGGAGCUGAUGGGGCAGCCCAAGCAGUAGCUCCGUAUGCGAUGCCGCAACAGCACUACCACCACCCCUGCAUUAACCAAAUGAUGGUAAUGAACCAAGCGACAGCACAGGCACAGCAGCAGCAGCAAAUGCAAAAUGUGCAGCAAAUGCAGCUGCAAAUGAACGCGCCUUACCCGCCUUUUGUGUAUGAUCCAAAUCAAACACCCACUCCGGCGGAAGAUGCGUUGGUGGCCGCGCAAGAGCAUGCUGUGCAGGCACAAAAACCAGCACAGCAGCACCAGCACACGGCUGUGCCUGUUAUGUCCGCAUCUUCCGGAGAUGGGGUCGAGCAGGUGCACCAGCACAAUCGGGGACAUCACUACCAACAACGCGACGUGCAAAGAGGCUCACCUAGUAGUACUGCGACCGCAGAAGCUCCUGUUGGAGAGCAUAAUAAAGGGCGUGGUUCUGAUGUACAACAAGUUGCAAGAACUUUUUCUACACCAACACCGUCAUCCCCGUCUACUCAACAACAUUCUCAGCUGCUACCGCAGCCGAAGACGCCCCCGCCAGACCAUCCCCCUUCUCCCGUGAAUUUGCUUAGUGCGGGAGUGAAAGUUGACCUUGAUCGGGAAGGAGGAAAAGAGCGCACUUCAUCUACGAAAAAGACGUCGGAGCAGGUAGCAGCAGCGACAGCUGCGGCAUCGUCGUACACGACAGCGACACAUGGUGCACAGAGGAAGAAGGCUUCCACAGAUACUACACACGCAGCGAUUUUUCGCCCUAAUGGAAGCGAGACAGCAGUUGUAGAAAAUAACGCGAGCAGCGAAUUGGAAUUCGUCGCUUCCUCAGUAAGUAGCAGCUCCAGCCAGACAACUCAGCAAGUAGCAGCUCCAGGCAGACAGCGGGGCCUUGUACAGGGGCAAAUGCGAACUGUGAAUCAUGAUGCCGCCGCAGCAGGUACAGAUCAGGACGCCGGUCAUGGACAGGAGUUACGUCAGCCUCGUCACACGAACGAGUCUGAUUUAUUCGAGGAACAGAAGGCGUUGACAGUAGACCUCGAAAUCGCUGACAAUGAAGACGACACCUCAUCUUCGCUGGAAAUGAAUCGAACUUUGUCGCAAGCUACCAUCGCCUCCAGUUCCCAGCCGGUGUUGACGUCAGAGCAGGCGCAAUCGCAAAACUUCUACUCCGCCUCGUCAGAAGUCACGAGCCGGGCGUCCGCAAUCUCAUCCACCUCCCCCCGUGGCGCAGCAUCCUCAUCGCAGAAAAGUAGAAAGAGCCGUAGAGGAGAAGGAGAAAAGGUGUACGAUUCGCAAACCGAGACACGGUUACAGGCACGAAGUAUCGGCUCCGGUCACGGGAGGCAGCACGAGCACGAAGGCGCGGGAAGUUCUGCGUCAUCCAAAAAUGCUCCUGUGCCUGCACCUGCUAAAGCGAAAGCCGCGGGUGUCGUUGAUCACAUGCGCCAGAAUUUAUAUGUUCCCCCGCACGCAAGGUCUUCUGCUGGACCAUCGAGCGUGGAAGUUGCUGAUAUUACAUCAAGAAAGAGUACAGCUGCAGAAAAGAGCGAAACUACUCCUCUUGUUGCCAAGAAGAAGCAGAAGAAGUCCGGCGCAGGAAGUCGCAGUGUAGGUGAUGGCGCCUCUUCGUCUGUCGCCUCUUCCUCGAAUAGCGGCGCGGGGGCCCCCCGUACUGGUUUGUUUGCUGCUGCACCAGCCUCGUCAACCGCCCACUCGUCCGAGUACAACCACCAAGAAUUAGUAGACUUAGUGCGCGAAGUGACCACUGGCACCUCUGCUGCUCCGCACGAAAGUGCGGUAGUGGGGCCGUCGCACUACCCGCACCAUCACUAUUACUAUCAGCAGCAAGUGGCAGCGCAGGCCACAGGAGCUGGUCAGAACCCCUGGCAUGCGUAUAACAACCACCUGGCCCACCUUGCGGCGCAGGCGCAGCCGCACGGCUACAACCCGCAACUUCAUGCAAUAGAGCAAGGGACUUCUACUGGCAACAUUCACGGCGUUUUUCACCACACCAACCAUCAAAGUCCCGUCGUCGAUCCCUGGACGGAGAGAAACCCUGCUCUGGCGGAGCAGGUCUUGUAUCCCGAGCUGAAAAACGAAAUGUUGGAGUACACGAAACACUGGUGUGUGGUUUUCCGUGCGGAAAAUCGGCAACGGGGCCGGCCUCUCUGGACGAUCCCGGACUUGCCGCGGUGGUUGAGUGGGGAUACCAGCUCGCAGUGUCCGCAGGAACUCGCCAGAAACCCGCACCACGGGGUCAACCCGAACGGCUUCAACCCCGAUGAGUGGGAGCUGCACAUUCCGCCCCGGGACCUUGCGGAUUCGCAGUGGUGGGUGCGGUUCCGCAGGCCGAGGGGAGGGGCUGGGCGAGGUCCGCUUCCGACUGCGUAUGGACAUCAGCACGUCGUCGGGCAGGAACAGUUACACGAUCAGUAUUUACGUUACCACCACGGAACCGCACUGGCUGCGCCAGAAGGCGUGCGCGCUCUGCAGCCUAUGUUGCAAGCCACAACGGAAGUGGUCGUGGGGGACCCUGCAAUUGAACUGUCGUGAUUUUGGAAAGCGGUUGAAUAUGAAUAAAAACGGGGCAGAGGCAGAGCAGCCUCUUCAACUUCUUGUAACUCACGAGAUGAAUACAAACACAAAUGUAAAAUCCGAUAAAAUAAUUUCAACUUUUUCAAUGUUCUUCGAAGCUCUGUAACUUCAAGCUGACUAUCGAUGCAGAAUGUCCGCGGCGGAACGCAAAAUGCUACAGUAGGAGAAGAACCCUUCUCUGCCAUAAUUAUGCCAAAAUGAAAAUCCGAAAACCGAUGAGAAAAAAGAAAUUGCAAGAGAAUAAAGCGAAAUAUGGAAAAUCAAAAUUAUUGCAAGGGCAGCACCCAGAAGAAAAUGAUACUGUCGGAAACAGAACAGCAUGAAUUUCUCGCGCAUGUUGAAGAUCACACUCGCGAAUGCCUCCAUGAAGCCUG